Molecule: messenger RNA, 1182 nt
Organism: Helianthus annuus (common sunflower)
Lineage: Eukaryota; Viridiplantae; Streptophyta; Magnoliopsida; Asterales; Asteraceae
Product: extensin-like
Exons: 3
Coding region: 1-1182 (393 amino acids)
Source: RefSeq, a predicted model, not a curated record
AUGGGUUUUAACCCACUUGGACCAGAAGACCAUUUCCCUGGCGACAAUGCGAUGGAGGUCGAUGAAGAUACUGAUCCCUCAAUGCCACCAUCUGGAACUCCGAACCACCCUAUCGAGAUUUCUGAUGGGUCACCAUUUGUGGGAUCACCAUACAAUGGUCCCGACAGCUUUGAGGUGAGAUUCAGGCAGCAUGACUGGGUAUUUACCCCUAGUUACCAUAACUCUCCCCUGCACCAGCCGCAACACAGCUCUCCCUUGCACCCCCAGCAGCAGCAGCAGCAGCCACAGCAACAACAGAAUCCUUCCGGGGAUUCCCGACUUGUCGCGGUCACUCCACCGCCGCCACCACCUCCGGUUGUGCCUCCUGCGCCUCCAAGCAGCCGAUACUCGCCACUUCACGAAGAACCAGAGAUGGGAGAAUCUUCACAUCCCGUCUCAGAAGUAACUUCUGCACCAAUCGCGCCACCACCACCACAGGAUUUCGGAAACCCAAUCCCUGCUUAUACUAGCGCGGCAGCAUACAAUCCCUUUGAGCAGACUUUUCCCCCAGGUUAUGACUUUACAGGGGAUCCCUACUGGGUAGCUGCGAACUACAACUCUCUCAAUCCGGAAGGUACUUUUGGAGGUCCCUGGGCUACGGGACAACCGACCUAUGGAUACCCAUCAUAUGGAUAUCAGCAGCUGCAGCCUCCUCAACCACCGCAUUAUCCGCCACCACCGCCGGCACCGAUGAUGUCGCCGCCACAAGUCCAAGAAAUCCUUCAAGGGAUAAAUGAUGUGCGACGUGAGAUGCGGCAUGAGUUGCGGGAAGAGCGUCGGCAUAAUCAUGGGAUGUUUAAGAAGAUGCUGCAAGCAUUAGUGGAGAAUGCUGUUACCAAAGCCAUUGAAAGGCAAUAUAGUGAAUCAAAUAGGACCCGAAGUAGGGCCCGGUCCGCGCCACUUUCCAAGACCAAGGGUCAUUCGGAGGCUCAUAGCAAACCACUCUCUAAGAAGGAUGUAUCUAAGAAAGAUGAGCUCAAGAAGGAUGAUGACCGACAUUCAUCCAACCAAAACAGUAUCCCGUCAAGGAAGGUCGAGCAUAAGCCAGAACCGCGUGAUAAGUCAUGUACCUACAAAUACUUCGUCUCAUGCAAACCCCGGGACUUUACUGGGGAGAAGGGAGCGGUUGACUGCAUGACCUAG